This is a messenger RNA of Nothoprocta perdicaria, 1871 nucleotides long. It is a transcript of the gene TXN2, whose product is annotated as thioredoxin 2. The record is from RefSeq and is a predicted model, not a curated record. Gene Ontology annotation, cellular component: mitochondrion. The transcript has 4 exons. NCBI's taxonomy places the organism in Eukaryota, Metazoa, Chordata, Aves, Tinamiformes, Tinamidae. Gene Ontology annotation, molecular function: protein-disulfide reductase activity. Bases 1 to 429 code for a protein of 142 amino acids. Gene Ontology annotation, biological process: cell redox homeostasis.
AUGGCCCAGCAGCUCGUGCUCCGGCGGCUGCUGUCCCUGGCGCCCCGCGCGCUCCCGCCUCGAGCCGCCGGCAGGGCGCUGCGCACCACGGCGCGCCGCGGGAGCGCCUUCAACGUGCAGGACGGCAGCGACUUCCAGGAGCGCGUGGUCAACAACCCCAAGCCCGUCGUGGUGGAUUUCCACGCACAGUGGUGCGGGCCCUGCAAGAUCCUCGGCCCCCGGCUGGAGAAGAUGGUGGCCAAGCAGGAGGGGAAGGUGCUGAUGGCCAAGGUGGACAUCGAUGACCACACGGACCUUGCUAUUGAGUACGAGGUGUCAGCGGUGCCCACCGUGCUCGCCAUGAAGAACGGGGAUGUGGUGGAUAAGUUUGUGGGGAUAAAAGACGAGGAUCAGCUGGAAGCAUUCCUCAAGAAACUCAUCGGACCCUGAAGUAAAAAGGGCUUCUGAUGCCGCUUCUCCGACUUCCCAGCCUGAUCAGACCCCCUGUUGGUGCUGCUGAAUCCAGGACUCCGGAGAAAGGACCCUCCUGUGURCAGAGGAACACGGGCCCGUUGCGCCCAGCAGCCCCGCUCAGCAGCAGCCCCGACCCACACGCGCUGGGUUUGCUUUCCUCGGGCCUCUCCUGCGUGAGGAGCGCGAGAGCCGCCCGCUCCCUUGUGUGAAUAAUUAAAUGUGCUCACACAGGUGAGCCGUGCCGAGGGGCAGCCUUCCCAUCUUGAUUGCCUUGACCUUUAGACCAAGGAGUAAGACUGUGCUCACAGCAGCAGCAGCCUUCAGCCCUCCCCUCCCCUCCUCCUGUCCUGUCAACCUGAAUUUUGGGUGUUUUCUGUUUCCCCCUGCAGUGCCCCAUUCCAAGCCUCCUCUUGCACCUGCAGGCAGAGCACAAGGCCAGGGCUGGUGCUCGUUAYAAUACUUAACUUCAGGUGACUUACCUAAGAUGCAUGAGAACACUGUACAUGCUUCAUAACCAUGUAAAAGCCCUUUCCCUGUUCCUGUUCCUGCUUCUGUUUCUCUUCAGUCGCUUUUAACGCUGGUUUGGCUCAGCUCAUUCUGCCUCUCUGGCAAGAGGCUGGUUGUUACAAGCCGCAAGGCAACUUUUUCUGCACCUUUCCCAUAACCAUUUAAGGAAGGGAGGGGAAUGGGGCUCUAGGUCUUAGGUGUUACGCUGCAACCGCAGUGCAACAGCCAUUGGUGUUCUGAGCAGCUUCCCUUACCUUGGGCACCGUGGGGCCUGGACAAGAGUGAAACCAGUGCUGGUUGCCCUAAAGGGGGUCCCUUGUGGAGAGCUCCAGGCUGAGCUGCCCCCCCGGCAYGUCGCUGACCCAAAAUACUGCUGGACGUGGUGCCACUCGGAGGUGAUUCAGCAAAGCCCUGGUGGUCAGUUGUGAGCAGUUAAAAUAACACUGUGUUUUGGAGACCACCAAAGCUACGCAGCUGGUGUCCUGCUCGUGCUGCAGGCCCGGCACUUUGCGGUUCAGCUCGGYGUUCCUGCUUCGUAAACACCGAUAGCGCAGCCUGCCGCCGUUUUCCUGUGCAGGCAGCAGGAGCGGGGGAACAGCGUCACACACCCRACAAUAGUCAACUUUCAUGCCUCGCCAUCCCACAGAACAGGAAAAAACAUAGUGGCUUUGCAUUGUGCGUAUAAGAGACAGUAUAAUUUAGCUAUAUKAUCACUUCCUUCUGAGGAAAAGCGCAGCUAAUGUGGCGUUCAGCUAUUUAAGCACCAGCACAAUUUAGAACAGGCUGCAUGAAAAACACAAAGUGUUUCUCUGAGAUAAAUACUGAAGACCCACAUCGACGGUGAAAAACCCCUCCAAAACAACGUAACUGGUGGAGAGGAGAAGGGAGUUCUGGAGCACCUUCAGAUUCCC